AUGGCAGCACCUAACCCCGCUCCACGUCCAGCGCGUCCCAUUCUGCGACAGUCUCUGUCGAGCAACUCUUUUAUUCAGGACCAUCAGCAAUACAAGCCCCCGGUUCCCGUGACCCAGAAUAUCGAGGAUGUCUUGGGAGUUUCGCGCGAGUCCCUCCUGGCCUCGCUGUCCAAUCUCCAUCUCAACUCCAUGAGCCCCGAUCCCGAGAAUGUCACUGAGAGCGGCAUCAUACAUACCAUCUUCAAUCAACAGACGAAUCCGCUAUCUACCGGAACCUCGAAGCUGGUCGCGACCCUCUUUUACAAAUCCGCCAACCCCGUCCAUCCUCACCUCCACCCUGAUUCAUCGCUAAAUGCGAAUAACCUCCCAUCUCCCACGGUCCCUGUGGGAUCGGCCCCGACGAUUGACAUGGAGAAGAUCCCGCGCGAACCUCCAGCGCCCGAGCCCGAACCGCUUGAUCAUCUCUAUGGCCCGUUUGUCUCUCAGUUGUGUUUAACCAACUUCCUUCAGAUCAUUGAAUCUCUAUCGACUCCUUACCAGCGCAUGAACACUUCUCAUCGUUGCUUGGAUAAGGAUGAUCAGCCGCGCGUUGUGGAGGUUACUCUUUCGCCGCCCCCUAACCCCGAGUAUCUCAGCUUUGGAGACCUCCGCAAACACGAGAGCAUCUGGCGGUUCGAGCGUGAAUGGAAUGUGGAGGUCGUCCUCCAGAAGGAGAGCGUCUUCCGUCGGCACAAGCGUCUUGUUGUCUUCGACAUGGACAGCACUCUUAUUCAGAAUGAAGUGAUCGACGAGAUCGCUAAGUUCAUUGGUGUCGAGAAGGAAGUUUCGGACAUUACGGAGCGGGCCAUGAAUGGAGAACUUGACUUCUCCGCAUCGCUUAGGGAACGAGUUGGUCUGCUGAAGGGCGUUCCGGCCGAUGUCUUUGAGAAAUUGAAGUCGGUUAUCACCAUUUCACCCGGCGCUCGCGAACUGUGCAGGGCUCUGAAGAAGCUAGGCUGCAAGCUCGCGGUUCUGAGUGGGGGUUUCCAACCUCUUGCAGAGUGGCUUGCUGAGCAGCUCGGCAUUGAUUAUGCAUUCGCCAAUCAUCUCGAAGUUGAUGCGGCAUCGCAAACUCUGACUGGCAAACUUGUUCCCACCUACCCCAUUAUUGAUGCGAGCAAGAAGCGCGAGCUCCUCAAGUCCCUUGCCGCAGACAACGGUAUCCCCAUCUCCCAAGUAGUUUCCGUCGGCGAUGGCGCCAACGACCUUCUCAUGCUCCACGCUGCUGGUCUGGGAGUUGCCUGGCGCGCCAAGACCAAGGUUCAGCUCGAGGCUCCCACUCGUCUGAAUGGCGAGAGCAUGGAUGACAUCCUUUAUCUCUUUGGUUUGACCCGGGAAGAUAUCAAGGAGCUGAUUGCCGAAGAUGCUUGA
Aspergillus clavatus NRRL 1 is the source of this 1410-nucleotide messenger RNA. RefSeq names its product phosphoserine phosphatase SerB. Bases 1 to 1410 code for a protein of 469 amino acids. The transcript is spliced from 3 exons. The record is from RefSeq and is a predicted model, not a curated record. Gene Ontology annotation, molecular function: L-phosphoserine phosphatase activity; magnesium ion binding. Gene Ontology annotation, cellular component: cytoplasm. Gene Ontology annotation, biological process: L-serine biosynthetic process; dephosphorylation. NCBI's taxonomy places the organism in Eukaryota, Fungi, Ascomycota, Eurotiomycetes, Eurotiales, Aspergillaceae.